GCACUGCCAGCUGUUUGCCUUGGCACCCCCACAGCUGCCGCGGAAGGGCCCUCGGAGGUUUUGUGUCCCCUCCCUGGCUCUUUGCGGGCUCAGCAAACAGCACAAGUGGCACUCGGCACAUGGAGUGUCCCCAACCGUCCCCGGCCACACGGGAUCCUAUAAAUGUCCCCAAGCCCUGGCUGGCAAAGGGACAGGAGCACACGGAGAGAUGGAGGACAGCUCCAAAGAGGCGCUGAUGGAGGAGGCACCUCCGAGGUACACGGAGUCCCCGCGCCUGCCCUGCAUCCCCCACGAGCUCAAGAGCCUCCUGCUGAUGGUGGCGCUGGUGGUGGUGGCCCUCGUGGUGGUCAACAUCACCUUCCUGCUGCUGGGGCUGCACCUCAGCGAGUCCCACGCCGAGACGGUGCUGUGGAUGAGCAUUCAGGGGUUGGAUGGCGAGGGGAGCCCCCAGCAGCUCGCCGUGAGCAGGGGGGACAGGAGCGGCACGUUCGCCGUGAGGGAUGGGCACAACGGCUCAGCCGCCGUGGUGUACGACUACAGCAAGCUGCUGGUCGGCUACAGGUCCUGGUGUCACCGCGCCUGCUACAUCACCCGCGUGGACAAGGACAACUUCCCGGGGCUGGACGCUGUCACCGAGACCUUCCAGCGCCGGCAGGACGAGGACAAGGCUGGGGACAAGGCCGUGCCCCUGGCUGACCGCUCCAUCCUGGGCACCACCAUCAACAUCCUCUGCAGCGCCGUCCCCGUGUUCUGGGAAAUAUUUCACGUCCUGUUUGCUCCUUGCCACAUCAAGCAGCUGCAGGUGCCCGAGCUGGCACAGGGACGCGAGCCAGCUGCCACCCUGGGCACGGGCACAGCCGGAUGCUCCACCCUGGAGGUCAGACCGGGCUGGGAAUGGGAGGAGGAGGAGAAGGAAGAGGAGGAGGAGGAGGCAGCAGCCAUGGAGAGCAGCAUGAAGCAGGUGGUGCUUGAAGAGGAGGACUCGGGGAACGGCUGCUGCUGCCCGGGCUGCUGCCUGCCCUGCGCCUCGUGCUGCGCCAAAUGCUGCACCAAAUGCAGCUGGUGCUGCACCAAAUGCUGCGCCCGAUGCGGCUGGUGCUGCGCCAAGUGCUGCUGCCUGCCCAAGUGCUGCGAGUGCCCCAAGUGCCCCAAGUGCCCCAAGUGUCCCGGCUGCGCCAGCUGCUCCGGCUGCCUCAGGAAGUCGCUGUGCUUCGUGCCCCGGCUGCUGUGCUACCUGCCCCGCAAGCUGCUGAGCUGCGGCCGCCUGCGCUGCCUGCUCAUCGCGGCGCUGGUGCUGGUCCUGCUCGUGGUCAUCGUGGCCGGCGCGCUGCUGAUGUGGCUGAGCGUGGAGCAGCGCCGCAGCGACAGCGUGCUGCGGGCCAGUUUGUGGGGAGACGACGAGAACGCGGCCACUUUCUACCUGGACAGCGGCGACGGCAACGCGGCCACGGUCAUCUAUGACUACAGGAAUCUGCUGGUGAGCUACAGAGCCCGGCUGCACGGCGCCUGCUACGUGACCCGAGUGGACCAGGACAACAUCCCGGGGCUGGACAGCGUGGUUGAGACCUUCCAGCGCCGGCAGGCUGAAGACAAGAUCUCUGUGCCUUUGGCUGACCGCUCCAUGCUGGGCACCACGGCGGGCAUCCUGUGCAGCCUCCUGCCCGUCUACUGGGCUUAG
Messenger RNA from Melozone crissalis (California towhee), 1678 nucleotides. It is a transcript of the gene SFTPC, whose product is annotated as surfactant protein C. The transcript has 11 exons. Gene Ontology annotation, biological process: respiratory gaseous exchange by respiratory system. The record is from RefSeq and is a predicted model, not a curated record. Gene Ontology annotation, cellular component: extracellular region; alveolar lamellar body. Bases 209 to 1678 code for a protein of 489 amino acids. NCBI's taxonomy places the organism in Eukaryota, Metazoa, Chordata, Aves, Passeriformes, Passerellidae.